Blastomyces dermatitidis ER-3 is the source of this 6888-nucleotide messenger RNA. Its product is annotated as RNA polymerase II mediator complex component Srb8. NCBI's taxonomy places the organism in Eukaryota, Fungi, Ascomycota, Eurotiomycetes, Onygenales, Ajellomycetaceae. The record is from RefSeq and is a predicted model, not a curated record. Gene Ontology annotation, molecular function: transcription coregulator activity. Gene Ontology annotation, biological process: regulation of transcription by RNA polymerase II. Bases 1159 to 6066 code for a protein of 1635 amino acids. The transcript is spliced from 8 exons. Gene Ontology annotation, cellular component: mediator complex.
GGGCGGCCGAUGUUGCUCGAGAUUCAUCUGAUGAUGGAUCUAGUAGUGAGACAACCGUGACAACGGGCAAUAUAUCUCUCGCCUCUUCUCACCAGCUAUUUAGGAGAACUGUUAGACCGUCUUCGCUGGCGGAAAGGAGGGUUUGGCAGAAGUUGUUUGGCGCUUUUUGACCGCGGAAGAGCCCGUAACUUAAAAAUAACCUUAGCCAGCCGGCUAACUAUUAUUCAUUGAAGCAUACUCCGUAUAAAAUAUAAAAAUGCAGUGACAGAAAGUGACGGCCGAUGGAACGAUUCGAGGCUAAAGGAAGGAUGGAUCGAUCCAUGAAUCCAUAGCCGAAGUUGAUGGUUUCAGCGCUGUGAAAAAGUAUGUGAGACUGAAGGUAAUUACCGAACUAAAGUUGAUCUCAAUCCUAGAUAACCAUCACUUAUUUAUGCAACCAUCACUUUUAUAUUUAGGAUGAAAGCUGAGGCGUUUUACUGUACUGUACAUUAACUACUAACUACAGUUGCCUGUACUGUACGGUGGAGUACUCGAGGAGAGGAUAAUACCGAUGGCCGCUAUAGAACAAAAGCUGAAUUAUUAUCAACCGCUAUUGUUAUUAACUUAUUAUUAUUAUUAUUAUUAUUAUUAUUAUUAUUAAUUAUGAUAGUGAUACAAUAUCUCUGAUGCCUCAACACUAGCCACGGAGGGUCUGCUGUAGUUCUUCUCCGAUCUAAUCAUAUGGAAGGGAGGUUGGUUGCAAGGUUGUUCAAAAGUCGGCGUUCACCUGACUUGUUUGCUGCCGGCUCGUCUUGGGAUCAAAACCGUCGUCGUCGAAUUUCUUCGUUGCCCGACGACGACCAACCCCCAACCAACCAACCACCUCCACCCGCCAGCAACAGCCUCCACAACCACCACCUCGCAGAGAAAUUUGGGUGAUCUUUAUCAUUCCAUCUAGCUAGAGGUUGGCGCUGGCUUUCUAAUCUUCUUCAUAUUCUUACGAUUAGUGUGUCCUGCUUACGGGCGCAGCAGCAUUUUGAACUUCCCGGCGCUGCUGUUCUAUCUAUCCGCCUCCCGACCCGUCGCCAAAUCCUCUCCCCACCACCAAUCCACCCUCGACAAUGAAAAUGGCUUGAUCAUUCGGAUGUCUGUCAUCGGGAUGUCCGCCAUGUUCUGGAAAUGAUCUCACAUUCUUCCUCCCGCCGGCCGCCAUCCCGUCCCCCCGCUCCCAGUCGAGGGUCGUCAUCACACUCCGUCGUCCCUUACCCUGCCUCGGAUUCCUAUCCAGCAAUUGAUUCCCGUGCGCACCAAAAUGAAGUCAUCGACUUGACGGAGUCCGAUGGCGGCGGCAUGGCUGAUAUCGGACGCCCUGCUAAAAGACCGCGCUUGGAUGUUGGCAAUGAGCCCCCCCAAUCUUCCUUAGACCACACCCACAACCAACAUCAGCAACAACAAUAUCAAAACCAAGACCAGCCCAGCUCUCAGCAUCAUGUGUCUUCCAUGACAGGUGAAACUCCAGAAUCUUCUAUGAAUCCCUUGGAUCUCAUGAGCUCCUCUUCGACAGAGCAGACUGGCCGCCCGCCAUGGUCAUUCAAGGGGGAGAUACCGAGGUCUGAUGCUGAGGCCCAACCUGAGGCUUCCCAAUGGCCGCAGUCCUCGUCUUUACCCCCGCUGCCUAUUCGUCCUUGGAAGUAUGGCCCGCAGGAACGGUAUCUCGCUGGGACGACGGACUCGAAAGGCGGUAAGGAGUGCGGGGCAGUGAAGACAACACCGUAUCGUAUCGAUGUUCCGUCCAUUGCGCCGCGGUUCGCAGAUAACAAACCUGCGGAUUUCUCCCCUUGGAGAGGGUCUCAUCCUGAGGAUGUACUGUCGGAGCAAACCGCCAAACAAGGCUUCUAUGACCGUGCCUCGGUGUCUAAUGAAACAACGAGCGCAAAAUCAGUUGUCUACCCCCAGUUCAAGAACCGGUCGGGAUUGAAGCUCCUGUCAUCCGUUUUUGCAGCAGCCCUGGAAAAACGUCAGGCUCUUCGCACAAUCACUGCGGCCUCGACUUUUAGACCUCCGCCCCGAGUUACACUAACCGACAUCAAACGUGAAGCGUGGCUUCGAGAUCUGGCAAACCCCUCUGUUCCGUUACGUAGGCUUAGUCGUACCAUACCUCACGGAAUCAGGGGGAAGGUUCUACUGGACCAAUGCCUUGGGAAAUCUAUUCCUAUUUGCCGAGCUAUAUGGCUGGCCAAAUGUGUGGGUGCCAACGAACUGCGCGCAUUUAAAAGAAAAGGGACGUCUGCCGGGGUUGCAAGCGGUCUCGAAGCGAAGUGGGUACGAGACUGGACGAUCAGUGUACAGCAAUUUGUUGAGGGUGUGAUUGCUGGUAUUGGUGACGCGAACUGGAGAUUGAGGAUUUCUUACAGUAUAAGACUCUCGGCGCGGCUCUUCCUCGAACACCUGGUUGAGCAAGACCAUUUCCUAGAAUGGUUCCUUACGUCGUUUCAUAAUUCUUCGGUCGAGAAUCUUCCUGUUUGGCUCCUCAUGGUAGGGAUUUACUGGGAAAAUAUCGUCCGUUAUCGGAAAAGGGGCAAACGGUUAGCUGAAUGCUUGCUGGAGAAACUGCGUCUGGCUACUGAGGCCGAUCAACACGCACAUUUGAACCCCCUUACCCGGCGCUUAUCUCGCCUUACCAAGACGUUGUCCCUAUCUCAUCCUUCGUGUUUCAUCCUUCCACGAUGCUGGGACAAAUACGAAAAUGUACUAUCAUCAUGUCUAGAUAUGAACCUCUCAGACGACAAGGCUGGUUUUCAGAACCUCAAGGCCCGAAAUGCUCGAGUUUGUCGGUUAGGAAAUAGUCGUCGGAAACCCACACAGUCAACCAAUCAGCGCCUAAUCCAACUUCUUGACUCCUCUAGUGAUGUUUCCACAAUUGGCACAGAGUGUUUAAAUAUAUCACAAGAUUAUAGCACUCUAGCCACCAAGGUUAUAGAGUGGGCAUCAACUUCCUUUCGAUAUGGUCUCGCGCGAAUUUACACAGCGGUGCGUGUUUUUCGAAGAUGGAAAAAGACUGGAAUCGAUAUAGAUUCCCACCUUCUUUCCUUCCUCGUACAAGAUCACCGGAAGUCAGGCGUGCGGUUUCUUGACGUGUACCACGUUAUUUGCGAACUGGUGCGAUCGCAAUCUUUUUCUGUAGCCAAGUACCUGCAGUGGCUUAUGGCUCGUGGUAGUGUCAGCAAUGUCUUGGGUUGUCCACAAAUGCAUAUCCCGGGCGAUAUUGGACUCCUCGGACAUCUGCCGUCAAGUCGUCUCCCAAACCACAUAUGGAAUUUGCGAAAUACACUCCUCUCAAGAACGGGUUUUUUAGUGGCUCUUGAGGUUGAUACCAUUCAACGCAUUAAGGCUUCCGUCCGACGGCGUCUUCCAAACAUGUUUCCUAAGGCCCCGCCUGAAGGGGAUGCUGAAAUGACGGAUGAUGUUGAUUUUUCUUCGCUAAGCUGGACGGUAAGGUCCGAAAUUGGGAAUUGGAUAAGGGAUCAGGUGGCUUCUCAUGUCAAAGAUAGCCUCAAAAGCGCUAUGGAUCGUGAUUUCGGAAGUGAGGUCAAAACGUCAGCACUUAUUCCUCAAGAGUUUUUCGAAGUACGAUAUAUUCUUGAAUGUCUCUGCGAUUUGUCCAUGCUUGCCGAUGUCUUGAAAUAUGCAUCCGGGUCCGACAAUGUUACCGUAUUAGCAUCAGCUGUCGACACGCUUAACUGUCAUCUGGAUUCGUUUAACGCCAUCGGCGCUACCAGUGAUCUCUUCAAAAGCUUCACUAGCGCUUACGCCAGAAUCAGCAAGGCAGAACUAUCGGUUCAAGAUCUAAUUGCUUCACUUUUGGAUGUUGCCAUCAAACUUCCAGGAGAGCUGUCCACAGUUUCUCUGCUCCGCCGGGAUCUACUCCAGCGGGAUAGAAAACUGGCUAUGGCAGCCUGCUCUCCGGUCUCUGACCACAUCGUCGAUACGUUAAAUACCUCCAACCCCACAUUCACGGAAGAGCUAGAUCAGCUAUUAACUUCCGGGAAUAGCAUGGACGAAUCAACCGUGGCACGAAUCUUUGACAGCCUCUGCAAGAGACUUGAAGCUGGGAGCGUAAAUGGUGAGCAGUGUGCGCAUGACAUAGCGCGAUAUUUUGCACAACUCAGGCCGUUCAAUGCGAAAUUGUUCGACAACCUCAUGAUCAAAUGGGUCAUUUCGGUGCUGAGGUCGUCCCCUCGCCCAAAUCUAUCUACAAUGCUACCACCGCUUAUCGGCGUUGGUUGCGUAACAUUACAUUCUUUCUAUGUGCUGGCUAGAGCACUGUUGCAUUCCGAUGUGCAUAAAAGUACAAUUCCUGAUUUGGCAGAGCUUCGCAUCAGUAUGAUUCAACUUCUAGAUUCUAGGCUGUCCAAUGGGAAUGGGUCUCAGGACUUGGUUGCAUAUCGGUUUAAAAUUGCCCGGCAAGAGUACAUGAGACAAUUUUCUGGGGAAGCCCUCGGUCUCAUACAUGAUCUGCUCGCGGAGCUUUCUGAAGGCGGAACCGACUCUCUUCCCAAGCAAUUUAACAGUGAAUUGUUGAGUACCGUUGUGACGCCGCUUUUGUGCGAAAUCAUUGUUCGACAUCCUGCUACUAUUAGUGCGGAUUAUGGGAUCCGUUUACUGGAAAAGUUUCCCGCCUGCAUAAACCUAACCGAUCGGGCUCUGGGUCAUUUGUUGGCGUCUCAAGUUCAAAGCGGUCUUGUUGCUGCUGAAGAAACUAUAGAAUCGAUUAAUGAUUUCUCUUUGCCAUUGUGUCUCAUGAAAUUACGACUACUUUUUGGUUUUGAGUGUGAUAGCAAUGUGAAGAAACGUAUUUAUGACGUGGUUUUUGAAACAGCUAAAUCAAAUAUGCGCAAGGGCCAGUCGCAUUGGAUUGAUGUUGUGGGAAGUUUACAUGCAGAUGCAGCAAAAGAGAUCCGCCAACGAGCAGAGGAGCAACUAUUGUCCCAUGUGCUCACAUCUGAUAGUCUACCAACCAGUCCGACAUCUGAGUCUAAUACGCCACCGGGCUUUAAUGUGUCUGCCCUCGUCUGUCUCCGUAUCGUGGAGGACCUAUCAUUCAGCAUUCCGGAGACUGGUAGCCCGUCACUUUGUCCUACGCUUAUCGAAAAAAUGAACAUGAUUUUGCACAGAAUUACCACCCUUGAAAAUAACCUGAUGGAAGCCAAUAUCAGUCAAGAUAACGACCAUGCCACCGCCAUCCGCCAGGCUCAUGUGGUACAGCAAUCUUCUGUAAUCGCAUUCUGGUUUUCUGUCUUGCUCCGCCUCAUCGCCAUCCACAGGUCCAGAUUUGCCCCAGGCACUCUAUCAAAGUCUGAUCUGGCCGACCAAACCCGUCUCCUAAUCUCAAUCAACUGCAUUGCCCUAUCGAGGACCCUCUCUCCCAAGGCCCCAGCCUGCCCACGCCCUUUUCCCUCAACCAGCCCUCUCACGCUUACCACCCCGUUGCAAGAACCGCGACCUCACUUCCCUUUUCAUGUCACUGACACUGGCAUAUCGACCUCCCUACAAAUCCAAGCCUUAGAUGUUGCCGCAACUCUCCUCGACUCCAUCCCAGAUGAUUACCGCCACCAAUGUGCCCGUUUCCUCCGCGACCGGUGCCCUCCGUUCCUACACCCACAAAACGACCCGCGCCUCCUCUUUCUUCUUGGGCCUCUAGCAGCAGACAACCAGCCAUCCCCGACCACCACGCAAUCCUCCCAGCAGCAGCCGGGAGGCUCCACGCUAUCUCAAGCAAAUCCAGGAACCCCUGGUACACCCGCGACGCCCUUAGUAGUAGCAUCAGUAGGUGCUACCGCAGCCUCCCAAUCUUCUCAACAAUUCCAGGGCGGUAACAGCUACAAUGCUGCCACGUUCAACCCCUUUGACGACCAAAAUUCGAUUGUUGGUAAGUUGCGCGUACAGCAACGGGGGCGGAUUGCGGGGCCAUAUCCACUACGGCCGUGGGAGAUGUUAGAGGAAUCAGCACCGGUUAUUGGGGUUAAUGACACGGCGGUGAAUUUGGGGUGGUUUGCGGCGAGGAGGAUUAGGGGUGAUGUUGCGUGAUGCGAUCGAAUGUUGAUCUGAACCUAGAUAUGGACUCGCGUGUAUGUGGGUAGUUAUGGGAAAAGAGCAUAUGGGUAUUUGGGUAUUAAAUAUGAUUCCCCAAAUUUUCCCUUUUUAUAUAUAGUUGAUGACCGCGCCACUCUUUUCUCCCCUGCAUUCGUGGCAUUCCUGGGAUCAUCUGCUAUGGUUUGCGCUGGAAAAACUUUAGUUUGCGGCGUCAAGGAAGCUAUACCUAGGUACAUUGUGGUGUCAUUAUCCCCUUGUUUUUCCCCUCUCCUCUCUAUUGGGUUUAUUUAUGACCCUCAUUUCUUAUCCCAUACCUACUUUGUCUUUUCUCUUGUUCUUUUCCUCCUUUUCAUUUGUCCAGCAUAUUCUUACGACGAGACGGACGGACGAUUAUGUACAUCCAUACCUUCUAUUGCAUUUGUGCAUUUUUAUUGUUAUCAUGGGCGGCAUACUUUUCUAGGGCAUUCUUCUCUUUUGUUUUUCAUCUUUCAUCUUCAUUCCUUGGGUGCGUUUCACUUAUUUUAUCUGGUUUCUCUCUUACCGUAUUUUGGUCCCUUUUUCGUAUAGCAUACAUGCAUAUAUAUCCAUUACGUGCAUAUUACCCCUCUGUUAUAUAAAGCAGCAUAGCAUAGCGUUUCUAGGAUUCAAGGCAGCCUUGUUCUUGUUAUUAUGCGUGUACAUAGGGACAUAUAUUUAAAAAGGGAACUUUUGCGUUCCGUUGGUUCAAAUCCAUGAAUGCUAUUUGAGUACUCUGUAGGAGUUCGCGGUUCAUUUUUUCCCCAGCUAUUUUCCCACCCUGUUCUCCUCUAUAAGUAU